CAUAGGUUGCCAUUAGCAACCGGAGGCUUCUAAACAACCCGCCCUCCCUCCGCGUCGUCUGCGGUCCAACUUACCUUGGAGACGCCGGGCCUGACGAAGCCGCGCCUGGCCUCUCCCGCUUUUCCAGACCGCUGACUCCUGUCCGCCGCCAUGGCAGAGUUGGGUCUAAAUGAGCACCAUCAAAAUGAAGUUAUUAAUUACAUGCGUUUUGCUCGUUCAAAAAGAGGCUUGAGACUCAAAACUGUAGAUUCCUGCUUCCAAGACCUCAAGGAGAGCAGGCUGGUGGAGGAGACCUUCACCAUAGAUGAAGUCUCUGAAGUCCUGAAUGGGUUACAAGCCGUGGUCCACAGCGAGGUGGAGUCUGAGCUCAUCAACACGGCCUACACCAAUGUGCUACUUCUGCGGCAGCUUUUCUCACAAGCUGAGAAGUGGUACCUCAAGCUACAGACAGACAUCUCUGAACUUGAAAACAGAGAAUUAUUGGAACAAGUUGCAGAAUUUGAAAAAGCAGAAUUUACAUCUUCAAAUAAAAAGCCCAUCAUAGAUAACAUAAAGCCAAAACUUGCUCCACUUAACGAAGGUGGAACAGCAGAACUCCUAAACAAGGAAAUUUUAAGACUUCAAGAAGAGAAUGAGAAAUUAAAGUCAAGGCUGAAGACCCUUGAAACACAGGCAACAAAUGCAUUGGAUGAGAAGUCAAAACUAGAAAGAGCACUGCAAGAUUUACAGCUUGAUCAAGGAACUCAGAAGGAUUUUAUAAAGACCCAAGACUUGAGUGACUUGGAAAACACAGUUGCUGCUUUAAAGAGUGAGUUUCAGAAGACACUUAAUGACCAGACAGAAAACCAGAAGUCCCUGGAGGAGAAUCUAGCGACAGCCAAGCAUGACCUACUCAGGGUGCAGGAGCAGCUGAGCAUGGCUGAAAAGGAAUUAGAGAAAAAAUUCCAACAAACAGCAGCUUAUCGAAACAUGAAAGAGAUUCUCACCAAGAAGAAUGACCAAAUCAAAGACCUGAGGAAAAGACUGGCGAAAUAUGAACCUGAAGAUUAAAAACUGAAGAAGAUUUCAUCUGGAAGCUGCCACUACAUGAAAGUACAAGCUGUUUCUCACCUCAGGCAUGUAUUUGAAGCAGUUUGUUGUAUUCCUUCUCUUUAUUUUUCUAAUAUUUAGACUUUGCUUCUGAUAUUUAGAACUAGAGUUCCUAUUUCAGUUACCUAAUUGAGGAGAAAACCUACUGACUGAUUCUGGCCUGUCAUCCCAAACUCUUCUCUGCUGAGUGCUCCAGAAUCUUAGUUCAAAUGCAGUGAGAAUUCUUUAUAGUAAAGAAGAGGCUUAUCCUUUUGCAUUAGUGUAAAGAGCACGGCUUUUCAAUAAUUGUUAAAGCUAGCAUUGUCUGUACUUGUGCAUUCCCCAGAGGAAAAAUAUAGAAUUAUUAAAGAUAGUUAUUACAAAUAAACCUUAUUUUUUAACAUGAAA
Molecule: messenger RNA, 1476 nt
Organism: Orcinus orca (killer whale)
Lineage: Eukaryota; Metazoa; Chordata; Mammalia; Artiodactyla; Delphinidae
Gene: LZTFL1
Product: leucine zipper transcription factor like 1
Exons: 10
Coding region: 151-1050 (299 amino acids)
Biological process (GO): negative regulation of protein localization to cilium
Cellular component (GO): cytoplasm
Source: RefSeq, a predicted model, not a curated record